Molecule: messenger RNA, 540 nt
Organism: Dothidotthia symphoricarpi CBS 119687
Lineage: Eukaryota; Fungi; Ascomycota; Dothideomycetes; Pleosporales; Dothidotthiaceae
Exons: 1
Coding region: 1-540 (179 amino acids)
Source: RefSeq, a predicted model, not a curated record
AUGAGGCCUGUACUUGCGCGAGCCGUGAAAGAGACAGGAGGGUUCUUGGUGAGCAACGGCGGCCUUCUGGAUCGGGGUCUUCGCAGUAGAGGCGGAAAUGUAUGUCCAAAGUGCAACGCGAUUGGUGUCAGCACAGAUCAACCCAGCAAGUCUGGAUGUCUUAGCCGUCGUGUUAACCGGGCCGAGCACGUGAUGGGUCAUUCUGCGACAUUUAAUGCUGCUGUCUUGUCCCUGACCGGAGAGGUCCUGUGCUCCGACGCGGACAAAGGCCAAUGGAGGUGCGCCCCAGGUGUUAGUGUGUUCACGGUGCAUGUCGUUUUCCGUGCAACUGACCGCCUGACGAAUACUGACGAUCUGAGUCAAGCUGAGCAAUGCUGCAGAGACAUGAUCUGCCGUGCAAGCAACAAGUAUCGGUGUUUGGGCGUGUGCGCAUCACGCAUCAUGCUUGACAUAUUGACGUUUGACCACCGGCAGCUUCCGUCAGAUCACCGUGCGGCUCGGUCAAGGCUCGGAAAAGGCCAAACCCACGACAUGGAGUAA